AGGCGUCGUUAUUUCCUCGGUCUGCUCGGUGCGUGGCGGCGCGGUAGCCACUGGAGUGGUAGGUAGGGACCUCCCGUGCGGAGCCAUUGAGACUCCCUGUCUCCCGUGUCUGAGCGCUCAGACCCCGCUCUUGUGGCAGAUCCUGGGGACGCCAGGUCACCCUGCGGCCCCGGCCCUACCGCCGCGCCUCAGGUAGGAGCUGGGGUUCCCGGAUACCCGCUUGCCCGCCGAGGCCCGGCCUUGACGGGUGUGUUCCCAGGGCGAAGACCCGGUGCGAGGCAUAAUGGUUAUGAAAGCGUCCGCGGAAGACGACGAUUCAGGAUGGGAGCUCAGUCUACCAGAAAAGAUGGAAAAAAGCAGUGCAAACUGGGUGGACAUAACUCAAGAUUUUGAAGAAGCUUGUCGAGAAUUAAAGUUGGGAGAACUGCUUCAUGAUAAGCUAUUUGGUCUCUUUGAAGCCAUGUCUGCCAUUGAAAUGAUGGAUCCCAAGAUGGAUGCUGGCAUGAUUGGAAACCAAGUUAAUCGAAAAGUUCUCAAUUUUGAACAAGCUAUCCAGGAUGGCACCAUUAAAAUUAAAGACCUCACCUUGCCUGAACUGAUAGGGAUAAUGGAUACGUGUUUUUGCUGUUUGAUAACAUGGUUAGAAGGCCACUCCUUGGCACAGACAGUCUUUACAUGUCUUUACAUUCAUAAUCCAGACUUUAUAGAAGAUCCUGCCAUGAAAGCUUUUGCUCUCGGAAUCUUGAAAAUCUGUGACAUUGCAAGGGAAAAAGUAAAUAAAGCUGCUGUUUUUGAAGAGGAAGAUUUUCAGUCAAUGACUUACGGAUUUAAAAUGGCUAACAAUGUGACAGAUCUUCGAGUUACAGGCAUGCUAAAAGAUGUGGAGGAUGACAUGCAAAGAAGAGUAAAGAGUACUCGAAGUCGACAAGGAGAAGAAAGAGAUCCAGAAGUUGAACUAGAACACCAACAGUGUUUAGCAGUAUUCAGCAGGAUGAAAUUUACUCGAGUGUUACUGACAGUGCUUAUAGCCUUUACUAAGAAAGAGACCACUGCUGUUGCAGAAGCUCAAAAAUUGAUGGUUCAAGCAGCAGAUCUUCUUUCUGCCAUUCAUAAUUCAUUGCAUCAUGGCAUCCAGGCCCAGAAUGAUACUACAAAAGGAGAUCAUCCAAUUAUGAUGGGCUUUGAGCCCCUUGUUAACCAGAGGCUACUUCCACCUACCUUUCCUCGAUAUGCAAAAAUAAUUAAAAGGGAAGAAAUGGUCAACUAUUUUGCAAGAUUAAUAGAUAGAAUAAAAACUGUCUGUGAGGUGGUCAAUUUAACAAAUUUACAUUGUAUCCUGGAUUUUUUCUGUGAGUUUAGUGAACAAUCACCUUGUGUUCUUUCAAGAUCUCUGUUACAAACCACUUUCUUGGUGGAUAACAAAAAGGUCUUUGGAACUCACCUCAUGCAAGACAUGGUGAAAGAUGCACUUCGGUCUUUUGUCAGUCCUCCAGUGCUUUCCCCAAAGUGCUGCCUAUAUAAUAACCACCAGGCUAAGGAUUGUAUUGAUUCCUUUGUUACUCACUGUGUUCGGCCUUUCUGUAGUCUUAUUCAGAUCCAUGGGCAUAAUAGGGCUCGACAGAGAGACAAGCUCGGUCAUAUUCUUGAGGAAUUUGCUACCUUGCAGGAUGAGGCAGAGAAGGUUGAUGCGGCUCUUCACACCAUGCUGUUGAAGCAGGAACCCCAAAGGCAACAUUUGGCCUGUUUAGGUACCUGGGUCCUUUACCAUAACCUCAGAAUUAUGAUACAAUAUCUUCUCAGUGGCUUUGAAUUGGAGCUCUACAGCAUGCAUGAGUACUACUACAUAUAUUGGUAUCUGUCUGAAUUCCUUUAUGCAUGGUUGAUGUCGACAUUAAGUCGUGCUGAUGGCUCGCAAAUGGCAGAGGAACGGAUAAUGGAAGAGCAGCAGAAGGGCCGUAGCAGUAAAAAGACAAAGAAAAAGAAGAAAGUUCGCCCUUUGAGCCGAGAAAUCACAAUGAGCCAGGCAUAUCAGAACAUGUGUGCUGGAAUGUUUAAGACCAUGGUAGCAUUUGACAUGGAUGGCAAAGUACGAAAACCCAAGUUUGAGCUGGAUAGUGAACAAGUUCGAUAUGAGCACAGAUUUGCUCCAUUCAACAGUGUAAUGACACCACCCCCAGUGCACUAUCUACAGUUCAAGGAAAUGUCUGACCUCAAUAAAUACAGCCCUCCCCCCCAGUCUCCAGAACUGUACGUGGCAGCUAGCAAGCACUUCCAGCAGGCCAAAAUGAUCCUGGAGAACCUCCCGAACCCUGACCACGAGGUCAAUAGAAUUUUAAAGGUUGCCAAACCCAAUUUUGUGGUUAUGAAGUUACUGGCAGGAGGACACAAAAAGGAAUCAAAGGUUCCUCCUGAAUUUGAUUUCUCUGCUCACAAAUAUUUUCCCGUUGUGAAACUGGUUUGAGACUGAUAGGUGAUCAUAAAGGGGUAAAAUCUACUUUCAGAUUCUACUUUUUAGGACCCACCCAUCAGUCUUACCAUAUAACAUGAAGUGACAUGGAUUUCUUGGAUAACAACCCAUUAUGAGGAAUUCUUUUAAUUUGACAGCCUUAUAUGAUGUGAAUGAAAACUGCUGUUUUAAAGUGGUUUAUUAUGUCCGUGGAUGAAACUAAUCUUGUUGAAUGCAUUGAUGAACAUUAUAUGGUUUUAUUACAGAUUUAAUCAUAAAUCAUUUUUUAUAAAUGAUUGAGUGAAAAUAGUGUUUGUAAAGGUUAAUAAAUAUGACCAAAAUGUA
Molecule: messenger RNA, 2791 nt
Organism: Eptesicus fuscus (big brown bat)
Lineage: Eukaryota; Metazoa; Chordata; Mammalia; Chiroptera; Vespertilionidae
Gene: NAA35
Product: N-alpha-acetyltransferase 35, NatC auxiliary subunit
Exons: 23
Coding region: 284-2461 (725 amino acids)
Biological process (GO): N-terminal peptidyl-methionine acetylation
Cellular component (GO): NatC complex
Source: RefSeq, a predicted model, not a curated record